CCUAACGUCGGGUAAGGCAGCUGUGUAAUCACGAAUAUGCUUACAGAGAGUUUCGUUGCGGCGACACUGACUGCAAACAAAGCUGUUGCCCAUGCGAGCGCUGCUCUGAGGGAUGUAGGCAUCUUCCUCCAUGAGUUUCAGCCACAUAGUGGUGUCCGCCAUGGAUACAAGAAGAGCUCAAGCCGACCUGGAGGCAUUGCCAUUAGUUCCUCUCAUAUAUUCGCUGCUCAGGCCGAUAAAGCAGUUGUGAAUGUUUACAGUCGAGAACGAGGAAAUCAAGAAGCGACUGUACCAUUUCCCGAGAGGAUACACAGUCUAGCCUAUGCCCAUGGCGCGGAGAUUCUUGUACUUGGAACAGAGGGCGGGAAAUUGAUUCUUUGGGAAGUUGCAACAGGAAGAUUAACUACCUCUUCUGCGUCGCACCUGCAAGCAGUCUCAUCCAUAUGCAUCACUCCUAAUAAUGAGUAUAUCCUUUCAGGCUCUGCUGAUACAACUGUUCAUAUCUGGUCCCUACUGAAACUGGUCUCGUUCCUACAGCCGGCCAGUACCUUUGGAACAGAGGAGCCAUCCCAUUUGCCUGUACAAACGUUCUCAGCGCAUAGAGCAACGGUCAAUACUAUUACAUGUGGCCACUCGAAAAUCAACACAAACUUCGCGGUGUCUGCAUCUUCUGAUAGGACAUGUUAUGUCUGGCAUAUCGAUUCAUGUCAAGUUAUCCGGACUUUGCUUCUGCACAGCUCAGCAAUCUCAGUCACCAUCGAUCCAGCAGAUCGGGCGAUCUAUUUCGGUUGUGAUGAUGGACAGAUCCAAUCAUUCGAUAUCUACCAUUGCAGAGAUCAAAUUCAGGCGUCGACAUCAAACGCAUCAGAUCUCCCACCUAUACAAUUGCUGGCAAAAGACAGCUGGGUAGCGCCUUCAUCAGAUCUCGGUGCGGCAAGUUGCCUGACAUUGUCUUACGAUGGGACUUCACUUCUUUCUGGUCACCGCAAUGGAGCUAUCAUCAGGUGGGAUUGUGGGAAGCGUCGAAUUACGAACGAAGUCUCAAACCUUGCGCAGCCUGUUACUAGCAUUCAAAUGCUCGACCCAGAAGGCUUCCUCCGGAGAAAUGUACCCAGCUACACGAUCACAAAUGUUGUCAAGCCUAAUCUUGAUUUCGCGGCAUCCAAAGACAACGGUACUUGCGGCAUUCCAGCGAAAUACAAUCUUCACGUGAGACUCGGUCCCAAUAAGGCUGUUCACGCAGAUGGAUUUGUCGACGAAGCCAUCCUAGGCCACGGAUUUCCACAAGACUUGUUUGAUGACGCAUUGCGGUCGCUCACGGGGGCCAGUCAUGGGACAUCCACUACUUCUCUGGAUGGUAGUGAACUUGGAAAGGUCGAAAGACUAGAAGAUGAAGUUUCCCGGCUGAAGGAACAGCUGAGGGUAUUACACAAUGUCGAGCAGAAACGAAAAGAGCGCAAUCUCGCCAGACUGGAAAGGCAGGAUGAAGUCGAUUUGGAGAAGAGAAAGGCUUAUUUCGAAGCAAAGAAGAAAGGCCAAGAUGGAGAUCUCGCGAUCAAGACGUUUGAAGACAGGAGGAGCAUGCUGAGGACAAGCAGUGACGAAGACGACUCCGAUGUGCAGAUGGAUGUCACUUGAGAGUUCGACUGAGAUCUUUGCACACACCGACAAGGCCUUUGCCUCGCUGCCAAUUGCACAGCUUACCGAGAUCAAUAACGCACUGAAAAGGUUUAGGAGCAUCGAAAGCCUGCGGUGUCCUCACCGUUGGAACACAGGGCUGGAAAUCUUUCAAGAUAUACACACACCUUGAAAUACUUAUGACAACAAACCAAUGGGGUGGUAAAAAAGGAGUUGGG
Exophiala oligosperma is the source of this 1856-nucleotide messenger RNA. RefSeq lists its product as uncharacterized. Gene Ontology annotation, biological process: rRNA processing; DNA-templated DNA replication. Gene Ontology annotation, molecular function: protein binding. Lineage: Eukaryota; Fungi; Ascomycota; Eurotiomycetes; Chaetothyriales; Herpotrichiellaceae. The transcript has a single exon. The coding region runs from base 37 to 1638 and encodes 533 amino acids. Gene Ontology annotation, cellular component: nuclear pre-replicative complex. The record is from RefSeq and is a predicted model, not a curated record.